AGGACAAAGUCAGAUGGCCAGAGCUGACCGACAUGACAACCCCCACAUGCCAUAGCCUGAAGGAGAGACAGUUUCCCUAUGAAGAGUGUGUGUUGCAGUGAGAGAGCAAGUGCGUAGACGUUUUUAGUGAGUGUAUGUAUGUUUGUGGAAUUGAUGAAUGUCACUGCAAGUGUGAUUGGAUGUGUUUAUAUUGUCAUUGGGGGGGUGCACGAGAAAAGUGUGAAUUUACUUGUGUGCAGUGUGUAGGCUACUGUUAUUUAUUUGUGUGUGUAGUGUGAGAAUGUCACUGUGAAGUGUUUGUGAGAAAGAUACAAGUCAAAAGUGUUGUACACAAGUGCAUGUAUGUACGUGAAAUAGGAGAAAGGAAAGUUGACAUUGGUGCGAGUGAGUGUGUGAGCGCAGGCUUAGUUAGCAAAGGUCGACGUGUCACCAGGGUCAAAGGUCAUCCGUCGAAGAUGCUCCAGCCGCAGCUCCAGCUGUGCAAGGUCACCAACGCGCUGUUCAUCAGCAACGCACGCUCGGCCUGCACUGACGACCUCAUCCAGCAGGAGGCAGUGACGCUGUGCAUCAACGUGUCCAAGCAGCAGCCCUUCCCCGAGUCGUCACGCAUCGCUGCGCUGCGUGUGCCCGUCUACGACGACCCCACUGAGGACCUGUACCGCUACUUCGAUAGCUGUGCAGACGCUAUCCGGGACGAGGCAUCCAAGGGAGGCCACACCGUCGUCUAUUGCAAGAACGGCCGCAGCCGCUCGGCCACCAUCUGCGUGGCGUACCUCAUGAAGUACCGCAAGCUCUCAUUGGCUGAGGCGUUUACGAAAGUGAGGACUUCACGCUCAGUGGUGGACCCCAACUCCGGAUUCUGGGCCCAGCUGGAAAGAUAUGAGCAAGAGCUGAAAAAGAGGCGGGGGGAGGUGGACAACGCCCCAACCUAAUGUUGUGCCAAAUUCCUCACCCUCUAGGACCAUGCAGCUCUCCACCGUAAACCAACCGUCCUGAAACUCUUUGGGCCAGUUUCCCGGACACAGAUUAAGCCUAAUCCUAGAUUAAAAACCAUGGUCAAUGGAACACCUCCAUUUUAAAUUCAGGUCUAGGUUUAAUGAUACAUGAGUUUUACAUAGCAUUUCUAAAGGACAUCUGUGUCUGGGAAACUAGCAUUGUAUCUAAAGAGGUGGACCAGCCUCCGGUCUAGAGGAGCCCCCACCUCUGGAGUUGGUAGAAGUUGCCCCUAUAAUCGCUGGGCCAGGGUCCGAUAUUUUCCAUCCUCCUAAUGGUUAAGGUUAUGAUUUUGGGUUGGGUAAUCUGAUCCUAGAUCAGGCAUUUUAGGCAUUUAAAAAGCCUGCUGAAAGGAGCAAUGCACUGCUAUGAAUGCUUAUAGCAAGUCAUAUAAUUGAAAAAAGGUAUUAUAAUGCACAAGUGGGUGAAAAUAGACAAUGUAAGUGCCAUCAUAAUGCAUUAUGUACAGUUGGUUCAUAAAUCAACCCAAUCUCUUAAAUUAUAUGUCACAAUAAUGUAUAUUUCCAUGGGGUUGCAUAGAGAGUGUUACUCUGGCUCUAUAGUCAUUGACAGCACUUAUGUACCCUUGUACAAACACUCAAGAGGCUGUUGCAGUGCCACCUUUAACCUCUAGAGGGAAGUAUUACAAUGGAAUAGAGUCAAAAACAUGACAAACCAGAUGGGAUGCUUAGUGGAGAAGUACUACCACAGACUUUUUGCGUUGAAAUCUCUACAGCUCAGAAAUGUUUCUCCUCUGCACAUUAAAUAUUUAUCUGAGCAAUACUGAAUCUUAACUCUGCAGGGAUUUAACGAGUCUUAGCCAUUAAACGUUCGUUAUAGCAGCUAAUGUAGAGCAGGUGCAAUGACCUGUGCUCAGGUAAUACAACACGUUACAAUAGAGGGCUGCUAUUGACUAGAUAAAGCAUCAAAUCAAAUCACAUGUUAUUGGUCGCGUACACAUAUUUUGUUAUCGCAGGUGUAGGAACAUAUGCAUUUUGCUAUCCCCAACAGUGCAGUAAUACCUAACAAUACAAAACAAUACACACAAAUCCCAAAAAUAAAAAGAAAGGAAUAUAGAAAUAUUAGAACAAGCAAUGUCAGAGUCCUGAAUAUAAAUAUAUAUAUAUAUAUAUGUAUAUUAUGGUGUGUAUAGACAUUAUGGACAGUAUAUGAAUAGAUCAUGUGUGUACAGCAGUAGUUAGAUAAGAUGAGCCUUGCCUAGAAUAAAGUAUAUACAUAUGAAGUGGGUAAAACAGUAUGUAAACAUUAUUAAAGUGACCAGUGUUCAACUGCACAUAGGGCAGUGUUCUUUAAGGUGUGGGGUUGAGUACUGGUUGGCAGCUGGCUAGUAGCAGUGACAAAAAUUCAAGCCAGGAUACUGGGUGGAAGCCAGCUAGUAGUGACGAUUUAACAGUCUGAUGGCCUGGAGAGAAAAGCAAUUUUUCAGUAUGAUGCACAUGUACUGUCUCCGCCUUCUAGAUGGUAGUGGGGUGAACAUGCCGUUGAUUGGGUGGCUGAGGUCCUUGAUGACCUUUUUGGCCUUCCUGUGACACAGGGUGCUGCAGAUGUCCUGCAUGGCAGGCAGUGUGUCCCCAGUGAUGUGUUUGGAUGACUGCACCACCCUCUGGAGAGCCCUGUGGUUGUGGACGGUGCAGUUGCCAUACUGUACCAAGCAGUAAUACAUCUGGACAGGAUGUUCUCAAUGGUGCAGCUGUAGAAAUUUGUGAGGGUCUUAGGGGCCAAGCCAAAUUUUUUCAGCCUCUUGAGGUUGAAGAGGUGCUGUUGCACCUUCUUCACCACACUGUCUGUGUGGGUGGACCAUUUCAGGUGGUCAGUGAUGUGCACGCCAAGGAACUUGAAGCUUUUCACCCUCUCUGGUCGAUGGAUAUGGAUGGGGGCUUGCUCACUCUGCUCUCUCCUAAAGUCCACGAUCAGCUCCAUCUCUUUGUUGACAUUGAGGGAGAGGUUCAUUUUCCUGGCACCACUCCGCCAAGGCCCUCAUCUCCUCCCUCUAAGCUGUUUAGUCAUUGUUGGUAAUCAGGCCUACCACUGUUGUGUCGUCUGCAAACUAGAUGUUUGAGUUGGAGACGUGCAUGGCCACGCAGUCAUGGGUGAACAGGGAGUACAGAAGGAGGCUGAGCACGUACCUUUGUGGAGCUCCCGUCUUGAGGAUCAACUUAGCGAAGGUGUUGUUGACUACCUUCACCCCCUACCUGGGGUUGACCCGUCAGGAACUUCAGGACCCAGUUACACAGGGCGGGAUUCAGACCCAGGGCUCUGACCUUAGUGAUGAGCUUGGAGGGCCCUAUGGUGCUGAAGGCUGAGCCAUAGUCAAUAUACAGCAUUCUUACAUAUGUAUUCCUCUUGUCCAGAUGGGGUGCAGUGCGAUGGUGAUUGCGCCAUCCAUGGAUCUACUGAAGCGGUAUGCAAAUUGUAGUGGGGCGUUGGGUAAGUUGGAGGUGAUAUGAUCCUUAACUAGCCUCUCAAAGCACUUCAUGCGAUAGAAGUGAGUGCUACAUGGCGAUAUUCAUUUAGUUUAGUUACCUUUGCUUUCCUGGUGGACAUAAUGAAGCAAGUGGGGACGACAGAUUGUUCUGAGGACGCGGCUAUGAUCAUUUGUAGCUUUGAAGAUGCAUUAAAUGUUGUUUUACUAUAUAAACACUUACAGUAAUGUAAAUGAAGAUAUAUACAUAUACAGUACCAGUCAAAAGUUUGGACACACCUACUGGGGGCUCCCAAGUGGAGCAGCAGUCUGACCCUGCUACCAUCUAGAAGGAGGAGACAGUACAGGUGCAUCAAAACUGGGAUCGAGUGGUUGAAAGACAGCUUUUAUCUCCAGGCCAUCAGACAGUUAAAUAGUUAUCACUUGCCGGCCCCUGCCCAGUAACCUGAAUUGAACUUAGUCACAGUUACUAGCCGGCUACCACCAGGUACUCUACCCUGUACCUUAGAGACUGCUGCCCUAUGUACAUAGUCAUUGGUCACCUCCCUGACCAAGGCCCUUCUCCCCGAUUGAUCAGUUUGGCCGGACGGCCAGCUCUAGGAAGAGUCUUGGUGGUUCCAAACUUCUUCCAUUUAAGAAUGAUGGAGGCCACUGUGUUCUUGGGGACUUUCAAUGCUGCACAUUUUUUGGUACCCUUCCAGAGAUCUAUGCCUCGACACAAUCCUGUCUCGGAGCUCUAAAAAAUGUCUAGAAACCUGUUUUCGCUUUGUCAUUAUGGGGUAUUGUGUGUAGAUUGCUGCUGAUUUAAUUUUAAAAAAUCAAUUUUAGAAUAAGGCUGUAACAUAACAAGAUGUGAAAAAGUAAAGGGUUCUGAAUACUUUCCGAAGACACUGUAUAUAUAUAUAUAUAUAUAUAUAUAUAUAUAUAUAUAUAUAUAUAUAUAUAUUCUGGACUCUGACAUUGCUUGUUCUGAUAUUUCUUAAUUUAUUUAAUUACAUUUUUUUCAUUUGUGUGUAUGGUUUUGUAUUGUUCGGUGUACUGCACUGUUGGAGCUAGAAACAUAAGCAUUUUGCUGCACCUGCGAUAAAAUCGGCAGAGUAUGUGUGCGUGACCAAUAAAGUUUGAUUUGAUUUGGCUGUUGGGGUUCUUAUAUGGCGCUUAUAUGGGUGCCCAUCCUGGCGCCAGGGUGCCCUGAUUUGUUAUUGGGAGUGCGUCCCAGCACCCAUUUUAUGUAAACCUGUCUGCAACCAUGAUCAGAUGUUCCCCUUCCAUGGAUAUGGGGCAAGUGGUAGCAAAGCUGUUAGAGCAUAGAGCCAGUAACUGAAAGGUCACUGGUUCAAAUCCCCAAGCCAACUAUGU
This is a messenger RNA of Oncorhynchus kisutch (coho salmon), 4795 nucleotides long. RefSeq names its product dual specificity phosphatase 28 (gene dusp28). Gene Ontology annotation, molecular function: MAP kinase tyrosine/serine/threonine phosphatase activity. Gene Ontology annotation, biological process: protein dephosphorylation. Lineage: Eukaryota; Metazoa; Chordata; Actinopteri; Salmoniformes; Salmonidae. The transcript is spliced from 2 exons. The record is from RefSeq and is a predicted model, not a curated record. Gene Ontology annotation, cellular component: cytoplasm. Bases 339 to 932 code for a protein of 197 amino acids.